Messenger RNA from Vigna umbellata (rice bean), 860 nucleotides. RefSeq lists its product as uncharacterized. The record is from RefSeq and is a predicted model, not a curated record. Lineage: Eukaryota; Viridiplantae; Streptophyta; Magnoliopsida; Fabales; Fabaceae.
GAAAGAGAAGUGACAACUAAGAAGAUAAGAGUGGGACCCACCGAAUCGGUUACGAUAUCGCCAACCAUCAAGCCAGCCACACUAUUAUGUUGUGUGGCAUGGCGUCACUUGGCACCCCUGCGCAUGUUAGCAGCAACAGGCCAUUGCAGUGUUCCACUUGGAAGGCGAAGCGAGUGAGGUGCGCAGUGUCGUCCCCAAGGUGGCGUGAGGGGCGGCGCACGGUUUCGUUCUCUCUGCUUCUCUCCCACCUCCUUCUCAUUCCUCACCGUGCUGCUGUUCAGGCAAGUCCUUUCGAUAAUUAUGUUAAGAGAAAAAAACUUGAUCCUCUGGAGGCUUAUGUACCAGCUGUCAUACUUACGGAGUUUCAGAUCAAGGACUUAGAAAAAACAUUAGAGGGUGAGGAACCCCAAUAUGACUUCUGUCGGUCUCUACUUCGUUCCGGGCCCGCAGCAUCACUUCGUGUAAAUAUAAGAGCAGUGGCACAGUAUGCAUCUGACAGUGGCAAUGGUAAAACUGCUUCCAAUGAUGUUGAUGAAUGUCUGAGGUCACUAGAAGAACUUGAUUCCCUGCUUCUUCAUGCAACAAGAAAGGAUCCUGAAGCCUCGGUCAAAUCAAUGAAAGCAAAAAUCAAUUCCGCCCUUAACGCUCUAGACAGCCUCUUAAAAACUGUGCCUUCAGAUGUGCUAAGUAAGGGAAAGGUUAUAGCUGAUUCAUACAGGGAACCGGAAGGCGAGGAAACAGGUAGUUUGGACCCUGAAUUAAAGCAACUACAAUCAAUACUAUGAAUAUCUAGCAUGCUUAUUCGCCUUUUAGUAUUAGUCAGCUUACUUGAGAACUAAAGAUUAUAGAACCAAUGUUCC